GCUAAUUCAUACGGUAGAAUCAGCUGAUUGUCAAACUAGCGCACAUAGAUUGAAGGCGGCAGUGAAUGGUUGUUCAUAAACAGAUUUUAAUAAAUAGUAAUUUUUGUACUCAUAAUGUCUACAGCAGUAGUGACCCGUAAGUUGGAUGUAGUCGAACGACUAGUCAGUGAAAUUUCGAAUUGCGCCGAACAGGCACUCACCAAAAAUGGCGUUUUUCGUGUGGGACUCUCAGGAGGCUCCAUGGUAAGCUUCUUAUGCGAAGCUAUUCCACGAAUAAAUUCUGACGUGAGCAAAUGGAAAAUUUUCUUCUGUGAUGAACGAUAUGUUGACGAAACAGAUCCGGAGUCUACGUAUGGUAUUUACAAAGCAACACUGGUGCCACAAACCGACAUACACGUACAACAAUUUGUACCUAUUAACUUGAACUUGCCACUGGACGAAUGUGCUGCCGAUUAUGAGCGGAAGAUAAGAGAAGAAUUUAACCUAAGUGCUGAAAGUAUUCCCGAAUUUGAUUUGCUGCUUUUGGGAAUGGGGCCUGAUGGGCACACCUGCUCGUUAUUUCCAAAUCAUGCAUUGCUUAAUGAGAAAACUCGUUUGAUUGCGCCCAUCGCAGAUUCACCCAAACCGCCGCCAGAGCGGGUCACCAUGACCUUUCCGCUUAUCAACAAUGCCAAGUGUUGCAUUUUUGCUAUGUGUGGCUCAGGCAAGGCGGAAAUUGUAAAACGAGUAUUUGUCGAUAAAGAAGAUCUACCAGCUGGCAAGGUUUUACCCAAUAAUGGUAAACUACUUUUGAUAUUGGAUGCUGAAGCGGGAAGAUAUAUCCGGUAGUUUUGGCAGUUAUUAUGAAUAUGCACAAUAUACUCGUACAUACAGAAGGCUUAAAAAUUGAAUCAAACGCAUUUCCAUUAGAAUAAGACAAAGGUGAUUGAGUUGUGCUUUGCAUUCCUUAAAUAAUGUAAAUACUGUAUUUUCAAUAAAAUAGUCAUGCAUUUGCAUGAUCACAUGUA
This is a messenger RNA of Anastrepha ludens (Mexican fruit fly), 1007 nucleotides long. RefSeq names its product probable 6-phosphogluconolactonase. Gene Ontology annotation, molecular function: 6-phosphogluconolactonase activity. The record is from RefSeq and is a predicted model, not a curated record. NCBI's taxonomy places the organism in Eukaryota, Metazoa, Arthropoda, Insecta, Diptera, Tephritidae. The transcript is spliced from 3 exons. Gene Ontology annotation, biological process: pentose-phosphate shunt; carbohydrate metabolic process. The coding region runs from base 115 to 828 and encodes 237 amino acids.